AGCUAGUCAUUUCCUGAGAAUGAUCUGCCCUUUGCCUACUGCAACUUUUUCAUUGUUUCCAGUUUUGUUUCUUUGGGAAUGCUCAUUGCUACUUAACGGAAAGCACUCCAACUGAAAUCAAAACCUAGAAACAUUAUCUACUUUUGCUGGAAUUAUUUAGAGAACUACCACUUGGGUUCAAAAUCCUUUUUAAAUUUCUUUGUAUUCAAAUAUCUGCACUCACUAAACAUCACAACCCCACUUUGAGUUGGAACUAAUGAACUUGUAACUUGGAUUUUAUACAUACCCCUGCGGAUACAAUGUGUGUUCUUCUUCUGGUAGUGUUGUUACACUUACAGGUUGCUGAGGGGUCUGCAGGAUCCAGUCUGACAAUAGAUGAUGUCCGUAUUACAGCACUACCUUCAAAUGAGGUGAACAGCGGGGACAACAUCACAAUAGCAUGCUUUCUAAACAUCAGCACAUUUGGACAUUUUACAGUUGAUUUUGAGUACAAGUUGCUGAAGGAUUAUAUAACAUUCCACACUGUGAAGACAUCUGAUAAAAUAAUGCAAUUCAAAAUAGCACCUGCUUGGAUUACACAUUCUGGUAUCUAUCAGUGUCAUGUAAAAGCUCAAGAGAAGGAAAAAGAAAGCACAGAAUUAAAGAUCAACGUCAAAGGUGUAUCACAGCCUGAGUUAUCCGUGAGCAAAUCUGAAGUAAUUGAAGGUGAACCAGUGCACUUGACUUGUUUGGUCAAAGAGGAAUAUGCUUUUUUUCUAUUCAGUUUCUACAUAGCAUCUGGAAACAAAGAUCCAAAAGUAAAAAAGAUUAGAAGUUAUAAAAAUGUUGCCAAGAUUACACUUACAGACUGGGAAGAUAAAACAGUACCUAUUAUUGUACGUUGUCAAGCUGAGCUCUUAGGAAUAGACGGUGCAAUUUCACCAAAAAGUGAAACACGUUUAAUAGCUAUCAAGGAUGUAUUUGCAACUCCAAAAAUAAACAUUUGGCCUUCAAAUAAUGUAACAGAAGCGGACAAUGUGAACAUUACAUGUACAGGAAAAAAAAACCCUUCUUUCAGAGGUCCAUUUGAAAUCAUAUUAAAAGAAGGACAUCGAAUACUGGCUACAGAGAAAAACAAUGAGUUUGUGAGUUAUUUAUUACGCAGUGCAAAAAUAAAUGACAGUGGAAUAUAUGAGUGUAUGGCAGAAUCAAGUACAGUCUCAAAAAAGGAUUUUAGACAUGUCUAUGUGGGAGAGCUUUUUUCAAAACCAUCCUUCAAAAUCUGCCCGUCCUCAGCAUACAGAAAUAGAACCAUAAGUUGCACUGCGACUUUUUCAAAAAAAGCUCAAAACGCAACAGCUGACAUCAUGCUUCUUAAAGAUGAUAAUGUACAAAUACAUAGGAGACUUAGAAUUACAGAAAUGAGUGAGACUUUACAAUACAAGACUCAGGAAUCAGCUGGUGGAACAUACUUGUGCAAGGUCACACUGAAGAAUAUUACAAAAUUAAGUGAAAAUUGCUCUCUUUCUGUUCCAGCUUCUAUUCCAGAAUUUUCAUAUAACACCAAAUCCACCAAGGUACUCCUGGGGGAAAAUGUGACUAUGUCAUGCUACUCAAAACAAGGGACUCCCCCAGUACAGUACAAGUUCUACAGAGGAGUUAAACUACUUGGCAUUGUUACUAUGAACAAACCACAGCCUGCAACACUCACAGUGACUGUGGACAGUGUUCAACACACUGGAGAAUAUAGAUGCACUGCUGAAAACAGCAUUACUAUAGCACAGCAUAGUAAACAAAUGCAAAUCAGAGUAAUAGUCCCAAUCCGAACUGCAAGCUUAUUGGUCAUACCUGAAAAUGGUGAAGUAGAAGAUGGAAAGGAGUUGAUAUUUGUAUGUUCUGCAAACAAUGGUUCUUGGCCAAUCACAUUUUCAUUGUAUCGAGUAAAGGAGCAGAAACCUCCCAAGCAGAGAAAGGAAAAUGCAGUGUCGGCAGCUUUCUUUCACAAACCUGUCUCAUCUGAGACACAGGGACAGUAUUACUGCACAGCUACAAACAAUGCUAAUAUGACUGCACAAAGUCCCGUCAUCACCAUAACAGUCCUAAUGGCCACCUGGAAAAAGAUUCUUAUUGCAGGAAUCAUACUGACGGUGCUAGCUGUGAUCAUUUUUCUGGUUUACUACAACCACUUUAAAAAACAAAAAGCUCUGAUGAAGAAUGUUGAAAUAUCAAAAAAAACAGCAACUAUGGAUUACAAUAUGAAGCCAGCAUCUGAGCAAAUAAAUGAACAAGAUGUUUCCCACAUAACCAUAGAUGAAACAAACAAUGUGAAUUCUAAAGUGGAAAAAUGUACUGAUGAAACACAAGAUGCAAAUCACAAAUUAGAUGGAUAGCACAAUAUAAUUUUCUUUCAGAAAUCUAGCUGUAUUUUGAAUAUAGAAGUGUGCAGUUUGGAACAUUUUUAUGAUAUCAAAAAUGCAUUUGGAAAUCAUGGACAUGGGCUUCAACAUUAUAUGGUGAGCUAUAGUUUAAUGAGGUUUGGAAUCCUUAACAUUAUGUGAAGUGGUAAAUGCUUCGCUUGAAUACGUACAGGAACAGAAUAACAGAUCAAAAACGCAUCGUACAACAGAAUGCAUAACACUCUCUGGAUCCUACAAACCCGACAUCUGCUGCUUUGUAUAUACCAAAAUGCUUUUGUUGCAAAUGA
This is a messenger RNA of Protopterus annectens (West African lungfish), 2683 nucleotides long. RefSeq names its product platelet endothelial cell adhesion molecule-like. Lineage: Eukaryota; Metazoa; Chordata; Ceratodontiformes; Protopteridae. Gene Ontology annotation, molecular function: transmembrane signaling receptor activity. The transcript is spliced from 13 exons. The coding region runs from base 300 to 2369 and encodes 689 amino acids. The record is from RefSeq and is a predicted model, not a curated record. Gene Ontology annotation, biological process: cell surface receptor signaling pathway.